Branchiostoma belcheri (Belcher's lancelet) is the source of this 420-nucleotide messenger RNA. RefSeq lists its product as uncharacterized. The annotation marks the transcript as partial. Lineage: Eukaryota; Metazoa; Chordata; Leptocardii; Amphioxiformes; Branchiostomatidae. The transcript has a single exon. The record is from RefSeq and is a predicted model, not a curated record.
UACGCUGUGUUCUCGGCACAUUGUGAGGAGAACGACAUUCAGCCCAUCACUCCAGUGCCCGAGAGGGAGCUACCAGAAGGCGCUAGACCAGCUCCACUGCACCGGAAACGACCGUGGAGAAGGUUGACCACCGCCGACAGCCACCAGCCUCGGGUGCCUUCCCGCGCCAGGAAGACCAAAGGCGCGAAGCCACGACGACCAGCUCGACUGGCACCCACCAACCGUGGCGGAAUAGACGCACCAGAAACAGACGAAAUCGCCUGCGUCUGUGGGGUGAACGAGGAGAGCGACGAGGUUUUCGUGAACUGCGUCAUCUGUGGUCGUUGGAGCCACACGGCAUGCUACGGCUUGGGGGACGACGUAACCAAGUUCGUGUGCUGGGAGUGCGGUGACCAGCCAAAGAAGAAGCGCCGUCGUUAA